UCACUUCCCUAUGGUUGAAGAAAAUCAGAUGGUGGCUUAAUGUGUCGGUGGUAGCACAGAUACGGUUCUGUGGUUGGUAGACUAGACCAUAGCUAGUGUGAACGGUACGCGUGGAUUUCACAGAAGUUGUGCGCUGCUAAGCCUUGUCUUAUGUAACUAGCAGAGAAGUUACUGGGAACGUGUUUGAAUUAUCGCCCGAAGAAGUUAAAACUGCAAGGAUGCCUGCUAGAAUGGAUGACGUCAUGCGACUAUGUUGCGAGCUGUCUGCUAACCAGCAAAUGAAGGCAGCUGUGAAGAAUUCUGGGAAGGGUGCAAUGCUGGCUGGGGCAGUAGCAUUCGCGGGGGGGCUGAUGGGAGGUCCUCCAGGAAUUGCAGUAGGCGGUGCGGUUGGGGGGCUGCUGGGAUGCUGGAUGACCAGUGGGCAGUUCCGACCCGUCCCUGAGAUCCUCAUGGAGCUGCCUCCCCAGCAGAAGCAGAAGCUGUACAACGACGUCUCGGCGGCGCUGGGCUCGCUCGACUGGACCGACUGGGCCCAGCUGAUUGCCCUGGUGAUGGGGAAUGCCACCCUCCAGCAGCAAGUGACUGCGGCUCUCCUCAGCUACGUCACCCGGGAGCUGAGAGCAGAGGUGCAGUACGGAGACUGAUACCACUCCCUCCAACCUCAACUCCAUAGUUUUACAAACAUUUCUGAAAGAGAGAACACAUCCACGUGCAACACAGGCAAGCACGGCUUUUCCUCUGAUUGGAAGAGCACUCCUCCCAGUAUGAAGAAGAGCAGAAAAAACAAUCCAAACCCAAAUACAUAUCGGACUGAGGAAAGCCUUAUUCGUUUUCAUUGAGCCUUGAUUUUAAGAGGAUGCAUUAUGUUUGGCCUCUAGUCAAAGUGCCUCUGGUUUACUGUGGUAAAAUGUUUGCUUGUCACAAGCGAGUUGCAAGUACAUUGGAAGCAUUACUUUUAUGAAUGUGUUUUAGUACUGUGAAAUUGGAGAGGGGUUAAAUCAACAAAUUAGCAGGUUUAUGUGGAUUCAUAACAGAAAUAUUUAUUUUAUGUGAUUCAAAUGAAGAUCUCUUGAGUGAGUGUUCUCCACAAGAAAAAUAUAUUUGUAGAAUUGUUUUAUUUUUGAAUUGGAAAAGGUGACUGGUGACGGGUAAUGUUAAUAUUACAACUAGACAUAUGCAACAUAAAUGCCUACUUUUGUACGUUAACCAUACAAUGGUUGAAUAAAUGUACACAGAGUAUAAUCAUCUGUGCAUUGAUCAAUAAUUAGAGACCUAUGGGCACAGUGGAAGCACCACUUGGACACCUAGAUAUUGAUAAGUCAAUGCUUGGCUUGAAAGUUUUAGAUUUGCCCAACAAUUCCAAUGGAUCAUUGAAUGGAUUGAACAUUCAGUGCAUUAGUUUUCCUAUUCACAACCUAGCCAAAUAUUGUCAAGACACUAGCCUUUUACAUUCACUUUAAUCUGUUGUUGGCCUUCAGUCUACAUUUUAUUGUUAUUAUUAUUAUUAUUAUUAUUAUGUAACAUAAUAAUAUCAACAAUAAGCAAAUUAAUUUAUGGCUGCCAGAUGAUUCUCAGUUUGUUUAUUUGGUUUCUGCAUCAAUAUAUCUAAUUAUGGACUUGAGCGGAACCAAAAUAGAGCCAUGAUGUUCUAUCCUGGUCCUGGGAAUUGUCCAUCCUGCACUUUGUUGUCUGUCCUUCACGUAAGGCACAUCAGCAUUUUAUGCAUACCUAGUUACAGAACACAUAUUCAAGGUAAUAUUCUGUAAGUGUGUGAUUGCAGUGUGUUUCCAUUAGUAAAAUAAUUAAUUUCUAUUGUUACUUUAGGGUUGCAUGAUAUAGUGAUUCUGGGGCCAACAUUAAUUCAUUGAAUAUUUGAUUUUUUGAUAUUGAUUGAUGUUUGCUGAUGGUAAUACUCUGUUUUACAUUGUAGCACAUAGGCAAACAGAAGCCAAGUUUCCGUGUUCUUGGGAGAAGUAGAUGAGCUCAGGUGUCAAUUUUUGAAGACAACAUAAUGCAUUGUAGUUGUAUAGCAAAUAAUUUCAACUUGUUUACUUUGAGAGGCGAGAGCAUAGGUCUAAACAGCCGCUGAGUUUGUUUGUGACUUUCUGAGUUCGGCUUUUAAAAUGACAAAAAUAAUAAAAGGGGUUCAGAUGUCAAUGGCUAUUUUCUGGGCAUGAUAUUUUCACUCAGAUUGGCACAUCGAGUGUGUCACCUUUGGUGCAUGUAUAUUAUAUCAUGGGUGUAAUUUCAGCUUCUCAGUAUCAACAGGUAGAAGGUUAAACUUACUGGGGUCGGCCAAUACCAGUAUGCCCCAGAUAUAAUUGUAUGACCCUGAAUGAUGCAUUACUUUUAGUUUUUGAUCAUUUUUGCGAAUCAGUGCACUUGAUGAAGAAUAAUCUGAGGCCUCAGUUACACUUUAGUAGACCACUGAAUCUUGCUUAUGUACGAAAUUCUGCCACCAUUUUUUUGGAGACAAAAAAAUGAGGAAAAUAAAUCUUUAAAAAAUCUUGAA
Molecule: messenger RNA, 2512 nt
Organism: Anguilla anguilla (European eel)
Lineage: Eukaryota; Metazoa; Chordata; Actinopteri; Anguilliformes; Anguillidae
Product: protein C19orf12 homolog
Exons: 3
Coding region: 219-644 (141 amino acids)
Source: RefSeq, a predicted model, not a curated record